This is a messenger RNA of Aphanomyces astaci, 706 nucleotides long. RefSeq lists its product as hypothetical. The coding region runs from base 130 to 615 and encodes 161 amino acids. Lineage: Eukaryota; Oomycota; Saprolegniomycetes; Saprolegniales; Verrucalvaceae. Gene Ontology annotation, cellular component: cytosol; nascent polypeptide-associated complex. The transcript is spliced from 2 exons. The record is from RefSeq and is a predicted model, not a curated record.
CCGUUGGUUAGUGCACGAGUCGAACUUUGCGGGACCUGCACGUUGGUUGGUGGCCAAGGGUGGUGCGUCGAUUGGCAUCGCGCUAGCAAUUGAUCAUUGCAAAAGCCUGGUUUACUUGCUUCUUUAGAAAUGGCUGAUGAAAUUGCUCUUGCGCGUGAACGCCUCGCCGCCAAGUUUGGCGACGUGCGCACCGGUGGCAAAGGCUCGGUGCGACGAAAGCACAAGGCCGCGCACAAGGUCCAACCUGGUGACGACAAGAAGUUGAACGCGGCGUUGAAGAAGCUCGGCGUGACCCCCAUCCCUGGUGUCGAAGAAGUCAACUUGUUCAAGGCCGACGGCCAAGUGAUUCACUUUGUGCAGCCCAAGGUGCAAGCGUCGAUCGCGUCCAACACGUUCGCCGUCUCGGGCGCCGCCUCCACCAAAUCGCUGCAGGAAUUGCUCCCCGGCAUCAUCAACCAACUCGGCCCGGACAACCUCGCCAACUUGAAGCAGAUUGCCGAAACCUACACCGCCAUGCAGCGCAACGCCCAAGGCCACGCCGCCUUGGACGACGAAGACGACGACGACGUCCCCGACCUCGUCGAAAACUUCGAAGAUGUGAGCGAACAAGACUAAGCGGCUCCCCCUCAACGAGGGCGAUUUCGGCACUUCGUAGGAACCAUAUUUCUUCAAUAGUACAUGCAGACAGUACGCCAGGCUACAAACA